UAAUAAUAAUAAAAAAAAAAGUAGUAGAAAAAGAAAGAAAACAAAAAUCAAGUAAGUGAAGAAGGCUCUUCCAGUGUGUGCAGCUGGAUAGCUGAUUCGGUGGUUCUAACUUUUCUCAAACUCAAACAAUCUUCUUUCUUCAAAGUUCCAGGAAGAAGACAUAUAUAUAUAUAUAUAGUAAUGGCUACUGCAGCAGUUAUUGGAUUGAGUGGAGGAAAAAGGCUAUUGAGUUCAUCUUACCAUUAUUCAGAUAUUAUAGAAAAGUUUUCACAUGGAUGUAGUGAUUUUGGAUCCACACAGUAUCAGCUUCCACCUUCAAAAUUUGUAAUAGUUGCAAAGAAAUCAUCAAAAUCCACUCCAACUUUUCCGCCAUCCGAAAAGAAGAAUAAGUCCAUCAAGGUUCUUAAGGAACAUGUUGUUGACCGCGGCGGUUCGCGUGUUGAUCCUGAACAAUGGUUUCAGGGUUAUGAUUCUAGGGAGUUAGAGGUAGAGGUGGAAACUUCUGAUAUGGAUGGUUAUUCUUUAGAGGCACUUCUUUUGUUACAGAAAUCGAUGUUGGAAAAGCAAUGGAGUCUUUCGUUUGAAAGGGAAGUGUUGAGUGAGAAUUCGAAGAGAGAAAAAAUACGGAGGAAGGUUUCGGUUACUUCUUCUGGAGUUUCUGCGAGGCAAAGAAGGAUGAAUGGUAAGAGGAAAAUUAGUGGUAAAAGUGGUUCUGCAAUGAUGCAGCCGAGGUUCACAAUCAGUCGUGAACUGAUUCAAAACCGUUCGAAAGGAUAUGUGAAAGGUGUUUCCAGUAACAAAUUGCUCUCUCAUGCUGAUGUCUUAAAGUUAUCCGAGAAAAUAAAAGUUGGUCUUUCUUUAGAUGAGCAUAAAUCCAGAUUGAAGGAAAAAUUAGGAUGCGAACCUUCUGAUGAUCAAUUUGCGAAUUCGUUGAAGAUUUCUAGAGCUGAACUACGAACCAAAAUAAUGGAGUGCUCUUUGGCAAGAGAAAAAUUAACUAUGAGCAAUGUUCGCUUAGUUUAUUCAAUUGCUCAAAAAUACGAUAACAUGGGUGCUGAAAUGGCCGACCUUGUUCAGGGUGGCGUGAUUGGACUUCUUCGUGGGAUUGAUAAGUUUGAUUCUUCAAAAGGGUUCAAGAUUUCAACUUAUGUUUAUUGGUGGAUACGACAGGGUGUUUCAAGAGCUCUAAUUGAGAAUUCUAGAACAUUAAGAUUGCCAACUCAUUUGCAUGAGAGAUUAUCUUUGAUCCGCAAUGCACAUUAUAGACUCGAAGAGAGAGGCAUCACUCCAACUAUUGAUAUAAUUGCAAAAAACCUUAAUAUGACUCAAAAGAAAGUCAGAAAUGCUACCGAGGCUAUCAACAAAGUUUUCUCCUUAGAUAGGGAAACAUUCCCCUCUCUGAAUGGUCUUCCAGGAGACACUUAUCAUAAUUUUGUUGCAGAUAAACAAAGUGAGAACAUCCCGUGGAUUGGAGUAGAUGAGUGGGCUCUAAAGGAGGAAGUGAACAAACUCAUCAAUGUGACCCUUGUCGAACGAGAGAGAGAAAUUGUUCGUCUUUAUUAUGGACUGGAUAAAAAAUGUCUUACGUGGGAAGAAAUUAGUAAACGGAUAGGUUUGUCGAGAGAAAGAGUAAGGCAAGUUGGACUUGUUGCAUUGGAGAAACUAAAACAUGCUGCAAGGAAGAAGGAGUUGGAGGCCAUGCUUUUUGAACAUUGAUAUGAUGGACUUAUCAUAGAGACAUGUAUAUAUACAGAACAGAAAGGAAGUAUGUACCUAGAAAUUUGACACUUCCUGAUAAAAAAUAGACGAAAGAGGACGAUAUAAGGGAACAUUGAAGUUCAUAAACCACCUGAAAAUGUUGUCUUUUGAAGUUAAUUAUGUUGUAUCAAAUGUGUUUCCUAGGAAGACUUUGUAUCAAGAGAAGUUUCAUGAGCUAGUUACAAUUAUGUUUAUAGUUUGAAUAGCAUUUAACAUGUA
Molecule: messenger RNA, 1977 nt
Organism: Trifolium pratense (red clover)
Lineage: Eukaryota; Viridiplantae; Streptophyta; Magnoliopsida; Fabales; Fabaceae
Product: RNA polymerase sigma factor sigA
Exons: 10
Coding region: 181-1716 (511 amino acids)
Biological process (GO): DNA-templated transcription initiation; regulation of DNA-templated transcription
Molecular function (GO): DNA-binding transcription factor activity
Source: RefSeq, a predicted model, not a curated record